This is a messenger RNA of Misgurnus anguillicaudatus (oriental weatherfish), 4268 nucleotides long. RefSeq names its product calcium channel, voltage-dependent, gamma subunit 3b (gene cacng3b). Gene Ontology annotation, molecular function: channel regulator activity; voltage-gated calcium channel activity. NCBI's taxonomy places the organism in Eukaryota, Metazoa, Chordata, Actinopteri, Cypriniformes, Cobitidae. Gene Ontology annotation, cellular component: postsynaptic density membrane; AMPA glutamate receptor complex. Gene Ontology annotation, biological process: neurotransmitter receptor internalization; positive regulation of synaptic transmission, glutamatergic; neurotransmitter receptor transport, postsynaptic endosome to lysosome. The record is from RefSeq and is a predicted model, not a curated record.
AACCAGCGCGCUCCCUCUGUGGGCGGUGUUUCAAACGCGCGUGGGAGCUGUCACUGCUAUAAGGCACAUUUGCGGGAAGCAGCGUCACCGCUGACAGUAACGCUGCACAGCUAUUACAAGUGCUGGGAUUAUGUUCAUUAAAAUGAUCAGUUUUUGAUAGGUGCCUUCAACACAUUGCUGCUCCCCGUCAAAAUGUCAUUGUCUUAGUCGCCACGUCUCGACGGGAAUUUUGGACAGAUGAGCACGCUUAUCAGGAAGUGGGAUAUUUACUCUCCUGUAGUGUUAUAAAGAAAACCGCAGGAUGCAUUCGUUGAGGGAAGGUAUUUUCCGAUGGAUUAUUAAGGGACAAUAUUUUUGAUACUUGAACUCCAUUGAUGAACACCAAUAUAUUACCGUUUUUGUACAUAAAAUGUUUUUCUAAAAAAUAACAGUUUCGCUCUACUGUUUACAGAGCCGAAAUAUCGUGUCUCGUCUCCUAAACUGGUACCUCAAUUGCAUAAUGCUGUGAUACUGAUGAGACAUUGUUCCUCGACAACAUUUUUUCCACAGCACAGAAUUGCAAACAAACCGCUCUCCGUUUCUCUUAUCCACGGGUCUCGAGCGAUGGAAACAUCGUGUACGCUUUCGUGAACUUGAGAAGCAACAACACCGACUGCAACAGUCUCGACACCACCGAAAUAAGAAAUAAACAAUGGUACGGGCUCUUCAAGUCGAUUGGAGCAUGGAUUCCGCGCGCCAAGCUGGCUAGGGGGGUUGGCGAGAGACGCUAGGCAUCUUGUUUUGACCCCUUUCCUGAAAUGAGGCACAAUGUUGAUGUGUGACAGAGGAGUCCAGAUGCUCAUCACCACAGUGGGCGCUUUCGCCGCGUUCAGCCUCAUGACCAUAGCUGUGGGCACGGACUACUGGCUGUACUCGAGAGGAGUGUGCAGGGUCAAAAGUAAUAACGAGAACGAAACGAGCAGGAAGAAUGAAGAGGUGAUGACCCAUUCAGGGCUGUGGAGAACCUGCUGUCUAGAAGGAACGUUUCGAGGUGUAUGUAAGAAGAUUGACCACUUUCCAGAAGAUGCAGAUUAUGAACAGGACGCAGCAGAGUAUUUACUACGAGCUGUGAGAGCAUCCAGUAUCUUCCCCAUCAUGAGUGUUGGACUUCUGUUCAUGGGAGGUUUGUGUGUGGCUGCCAGUGAGUUUUAUAGGAGCCGACACAAUGUCAUUCUCAGUGCUGGAAUCUUCUUUGUCUCUGCUGGUCUAAGUAACAUCAUAGGAAUCAUCGUGUACAUAUCUGCCAAUUCGGGUGACCCGGGCCAGAGCGAUUCGAAGAAGAGCUACUCGUACGGCUGGUCUUUCUAUUUCGGCGCUCUAUCCUUCAUCAUGGCCGAGAUGGUGGGCGUGCUCGCCGUGCACAUGUUCAUUGAAAAGCACCGUAAGCAGCGCGCCAAAUCUCGCACCGAGCUGAUCAAGAAGUCGGCCUUCAGCCGCAUCCCCAGUUACCGUUACCGCUUCCGUCGACGUUCCAGCUGUCGCUCCAGUGAGCCGGCCUCCCGUGACCCCUCGCCAAUGGGCAAGAGCGGCUACACGGGCCCUGCCGCCGCAGACAUCUCCAUGUACACCCUGUCUAGGGAUCCUUCCAAGGCUGCGAUGGGUGCCUUGCUCAACUCCGAGAGGGAGUUUUUGCAGGCUCACAACUCCAACGCGAAGGACUUCAAAGACGCGGCCAACAGGAGGACCACUCCCGUCUGAAAGAGAUGAAGGCAUGGGGUAACCACGCAUAAGCACAGAGGAAGCCGAGACGUUAAAACCACAGACUCGAGCCAAAGGGAAUUCUUUGAAGGGCCGCAGGGCGUUAACCCUCUUUCUAUUACAGUAUAUAUAAAUAUAGAUGGUAAUUGUUAGAUCAUUGGUGCUUCCUUUUAUUCCUAAUUUUUCAGUCAACGUUUCUGUCCGUUCACACAAACUCUUUAUCACACACCUCCCUCCCCCAAGGGCUACUCGAGUAGAAUGCUUGUCCUCUCUUCAAUGUCAUUUUGUUCAAGUACUGCGAUUGAAAUUCUUGAAAUGGAAAAGUAGCCCAGUGAUUCUGUGAAGUCCUAUGAGGGGGAGGACCGUCAUGAUUUUGACAUACUAUAUGUACCGAAAGGCUGUCCCACUAUUCGCCUUACGCACAGCUCAGUAGCCCAUAGCUGGUGAGCGCCUCUUUACACUCACAAGAUUGUACACAUUGUUGGUUUCUCUCAUGGGUUGGACAUUGAGCCCUCCUCACCUAGUGCCACUUUUACCCAAUUCACAAGCCAUGCUCGACCAUGGGCCCAUCACAUCCGUUCAUCCCCCCUGCAGGGGGGGGGAUGCUGCCUCAGCCCUUACUGUUCUUUAUACGCUCUACCUAUCCGAGUUAUUUCACUGGGCUCUGCAUGCUAUUUACACCAGGUCAUUUUUUAAGUUCAGAUCCAUUAUUCCCAUUUCAGACAUCUCCUGCAUUAACUUUUAUAACAGGGUUUAAAUGCUUGUUAUUAAAUAUAAUCUUUUAGCCCACCAAAGGUUUUGGUAUUACAUUUGUUUUAUUAAGAAUUAAAAAAUGUAGUUUACUGUGAUUUACAAUGAGGUUCAUUUGAGGCCCUUAUAAUUCAAAGGCGUAUUAAUAUGAAUAUAUUGUUGUCAUUAUUACUGUAGAUUUUUCAUCUAUCAGCAGCAUAUAGCAGGUGGCUGCCAAAUGUAGAUUUCCUAAUUGUGUAUAGUCUAUAACUAUUUUUAGAAAAUAUUGAAAGUGUUCAUACAAUUGCCAAAAGCUGGACAUCAAGGGUUUAUAAAAACAGACGAUCAUUGUGAAAACAAAGAGUACUGCCAUGUGCUUCUGUUCUUUAUUAAAGAUACAGAACUGUGAUAGGACCAUUCAUAUAGACAGGGCUCUUUAUGGGCUGAUGGGACUGUAGGAUCUCAGUCUCAACACAAAAAAUAUAUAAGUUAUGCUUAUGAAUAUCAUAUAAAAACUAUAUUUCAUAUAUUUCUUUCUAUUAAUGCUAUACAUCAACAACAAUUACACAGAAAGGAAAAUUAAAUAUUAAUAAAUAUGACGCUUUAUUUGCUUAGUUAUCAAUUGAUACAGUAUAUAUUAUAAACUCCAAGGGCUUUUGGUUUUCAAAUAACAAUCAUACAAGGGCUUCAAAGAAGUUUAGCCAACAUAGAAAACAGCAGAUUUGCCCUUAAAAUAUUUAAAGGAACAGUAUGUAAGAAAUUUAUAUCAAUUAAUCAUAAAAUGGCCCUGAUAUGUCAUAAAAAAAAAUUCAUUUCAAAUACUGAUAUCACUGACAACAGUGGUCCGGCCAGGAUAUUGUCAUUUAAAAAAUGGAGUUGCAGCCCUCAACUGAUGUUUAUGUUGUCAUUUUGUAUAUUGGCCACCAGUUGUGUGAUUGCAGUACCAGUUUUGGCCACAAUCCUACAUACUGUUCCUUUAAAUUGUGAAAAACUUCUGUACCUAGCCAUAUUUAUGUAUGCGAAACACAUCCGGAGUCAAAAUGUAAUGUUAUAAUGUAUACAGUAAGUUCUUCUUCUCAUCACUCUCAAUUACUAAUCCCUAUAUGUCAGACAGGUAGAAAUAGAUGUAGACUCAAACAUGGAGUUUCAUUUAUAACAUCUAUAACAACGUAGUUUUUCAGAAAUUCACCUCAUUUCAGAACCUUCAAUAACUGACAUGCAUGUACUUUAGCCUCCAAAAUGCAUCCAAGCCAGUCUCUCAUCUCCAGUUUGAUUUCUUCAGCUUACAAAAGUCGAGAUAUUGAUCAGCCGCCUCGCUGGGAAUAUUACUGUAAAUGUUGCCUUUUGUUUGGAUCCACUUUAUGUUGUGAAGUUGUGCAGUUCUGGGUCUUAAACUAAAUGUUAUUUGAAGGAGCUCCAGCGGAGUGUGAAAAGCUCCGCCCUACAACCCGCUCUCAGAGCACCUAGUGCCUGUCUCUUCUGCCUCCUCCAAGCGCACAUCUUCAGGUCACUCCGUCUUUCGCUCGCUUGCUCUUUCAUCUCCAUCACAGCCUUGCAUCAGUCCCACUUAAACAUGACUGUUAUUAGUCAAUCACAUCCAUAGAGUCUCAUAGGCCCUGUCGCUCACCACUUAGGCCUGCAACAUUGUGUACGUGACCUCUCAACAAAAACAGCAGUUUCAGCUUGAUACAUGCUGUAGAAAAAAGCACACCUUUUAAAUACAGUAGUUUACAUCUAUGAAGAUAAUAGUUAGAAAGAUAUUUAAAAAUUUAGAAAAAUAAAGUCAGUUUUAAGAAUGCCAA